Molecule: messenger RNA, 1728 nt
Organism: Andrographis paniculata
Lineage: Eukaryota; Viridiplantae; Streptophyta; Magnoliopsida; Lamiales; Acanthaceae
Product: tubby-like F-box protein 7
Exons: 4
Coding region: 195-1388 (397 amino acids)
Source: RefSeq, a predicted model, not a curated record
CGUGUCGAUAUUUCCAUUCGUCCGUCACCAGCAUUUGGGUGACAGGCAGAGCACGUUAUAUCCGGUUCUGCUCAUACAUAUAUAUCACGUGUUUGGUGUCUCAUGGUUUGUUCUCCUUCCCCUCCGUAGAGACAGAUUCCUCCGAUAUUCCCUCCUCCGCCCCGCCCGCCCUCUCGCCGGGCCGAUCGAUCGAGAUGUCGCUGGUGCGAUCGAUUUUGUGGGGAGGAAUCAUUUCCCAUUCCUUCGGGCACUCAGAAUCACGAUCGGAAUCGGAUUCAGAAUCAGAAUCCGAAUCGCAGAAGAAAUGUUAUGAUCAUCAUCUCGGCGGGGAGGUUAAAAAGGCGGAGAACGAUGAAAAUAAUCGUGACGGUGGAAUCAUCCUGCGGAGGCAGCAGUGCGGCGUCGUUCCGUCAGGCGAAUCUGGGGGUUCCUGGGGAGAUAUGCUACCGGAGCUGUUAGGGGAAAUAAUGCGGCGAGUGGAAGCUAGCGAGGAUCAAUGGCCGCAGAGACAAAACGUCGUCGCAUGUGGCGGCGUCUGCAAGCAGUGGAGGGAAGCUAUUGGGGAAGCCGUCGAAAAGGCUUCCCUUCGUCAGCCAGGGAAAAUUACGUUUACUUCUUCUCUCAAAAAGCCGGGGCCGGAAGACUCUCCUGUCCAAUGUCUUAUUAAAAGAGACAAGAGGAACGAGACGUACUACCUCUAUCUUGCUCUGCCUCAGUCAUUCACAGAGAAAGGAAAGUUUCUCCUCGCCGCAAGAAGAUACAGAAAACGCGUACACUCAGAGUUCAUCAUAUCUCUCGAUGCUGACGAUUUAUCGCAAGGAAGCAAAUCCUACGUCGGGAAAAUAAGGACAAAUUUCCUCGGCACUAAUUUCACGAUCUACGACAGCAAAGCGCCCCACAGGGGCGCAAAGGCGUCGACGAGUCGAGCGAGCAGGCGAGUCGGGAGCAAGCAGAUAAGCCCACAAGUCCCGGCCGGGAACUUCGAAGUUGGCCAAGUUUCUUACAAGUUCAAUCUCUUUAAAUCGAGAGGUCCGCGGAGAAUGGUGUGCUCGAUCUCGACCCCAUCGCCGUCGCCGGACAACAAAGGUCAAGACGACGAUCCCAACGAUCGCGUGAUUCUGCAGAACAAAGCGCCGAGGUGGCACGAACACCUGCAGUGUUGGUGCUUGAACUUUCACGGCAGGGUGACGGUGGCGUCGGUUAAGAACUUCCAGCUCGUCGCAGCUGCCGCUGAUCAAGGCGGGAAGGGCGACGGUGACACCAUGCUGCUUCAGUUCGGGAAGGUCGGAGAUGACACUUUUACGAUGGACUAUCGACACCCUUUGUCGCCGUUCCAGGCGUUUGCCAUUUGCCUGACGAGCUUCGGGACGAAACUCGCGUGCGAAUAGGCCGCGAAAGCUCGGUGGCUGAUUAUCGGAAUCGAAAUCGAAAUCGCAAUCGGAAUCGAAUUGAAAUCGGAGAAGUGAAAUGGAGUUCGAAUAUGAAGGAACUUGUGAAGGGAGGAGUACGAGAGUUUAGUAAAUUUGUGUGAAUCAAAUUAUGGUGUUUUUAUUCUCUAUCUCUAGAUCUCUCUUUUUUUUCUCACUCAUAUAUUCUUACAAGCGAAGUUGUUGUGGUCAUGUUGAAAACGGUUUAUACCGAUUGUCGUUGUUGUUGAUGUCCAUUUGGUUGUCUGAACUUUGAAGCAGCCUCGCCUCGCCUCUUCUCUUCUUCUGUUUGUAAUAUUCG